Trypanosoma grayi is the source of this 4776-nucleotide messenger RNA. RefSeq names its product putative DNA-directed RNA polymerase III subunit. The transcript has a single exon. Bases 1 to 4776 code for a protein of 1591 amino acids. Gene Ontology annotation, biological process: DNA-templated transcription. Gene Ontology annotation, molecular function: DNA binding; ribonucleoside binding; DNA-directed RNA polymerase activity. The record is from RefSeq and is a predicted model, not a curated record. Gene Ontology annotation, cellular component: RNA polymerase I complex; nucleus. NCBI's taxonomy places the organism in Eukaryota, Euglenozoa, Kinetoplastea, Trypanosomatida, Trypanosomatidae.
AUGUCGACCAAAUCCUCAUUGCACAGCUUUCGCACACACAGCUCGUCUGCUGGUGAGACAUACACGUCGGGGCAUAGCGUGGUGUCCAGCCGUCAUCGUCGCCAACAACAGCGGACCGAGCCGCCUCUGCCGCCGGCGAAGAUGACGCCCUUCGAGCGCCUGCAGUUGGUUCGCAACGCUAUCACACGACUUCGGUACGUCGGGGAGCGGCAGGGACACACCGCACAGCUUGACACUGCCGGUAGUGAAGAGGUGCUUCACUUCUUCGACAAGUUGCGUGAACGACUACCAAAGCUUGAGUACAAUCCGAGAAAGCUCGGGAGCCCGGACACGAGCGGGCCAAAGCAGCUGCACUACAUCAGCGAACAGGUGCGCAGCCUGUACGAUGCAGCGGCGGAGCUGCUGAAGGGCUGCGAGGAGCAGAUUGGCCAGUGUGAUGCCGUGUACGAGGGCCUGAACUACCACCACCUGCAGGAGGUUCAGCGUGAGUUGGAGGAGCUCCAGCACCUGCUGAGCCACACCCCAUCUGAAAUGGCGAGCCGCGUCAACACUGACCUUCUUUCGGACUUGGUGUCACUGCAUACCAUGGAUUUUGACGCAUUUGCGGAGCAGCGCGUGGAGGCGUUUGUGCGUGAGACGCAGAACGAGGGUGCCGUUUUCAGCGCUGUCGUCAACGAGCUUGCGCAGCGCACGCCCAAACCUGUCGGUCUCGUGUCGACGCUUAUUCUGGACGUGGCUGUCGGCGUGCGACCUGGCCGCUGCGCGCGGAUGGUCAUUGAGCACGCACAGCAAAACCUCACGAAGCUCGAGAACCGCUUGCACACGGCGGACAAACCGCUCUACGCGGCGGGUGCGGUGGAGGGUGCACAGGCGGAGCUGCAGCGCCGCGAGCUGACGAUACUGAAGGACCGCGUCAGGAGUGCCCUCGCAGACCUGGUGCACCUCAAGAAGCGGUGGGAGGAGGAGGAGUCCAGCACGCUUGAGCGCGCCGUCUCUGGGCAACACGUCCUAGCCACGCUGGUGGAGAUGAAGCGGCUAAAAGAGGCAGAGGUGAUUGAGGAAGCGCAGAGCAUCCACGACCGCGCGGUGCACUCGUGUCUGCCGUUCGCCACACCGCAAUACUACCGGCGUUAUGGAGAGACAUACGCUCAGCCAUGCCACGUGCGUCUUGGGUUCAAGUUCCUUGCAGAAGAGCAGGCGGAUGCUCCAGCAAAGGCACUGAUGCUCUACACGCUCAUGCCGGAGUUCUUUGCAUUGAUGCGACAGCAUAACAUUCCAGUGACGGAGCACGAGCGCUACGCCGCACUGGUGCCGAGCAAGGAACAGGUGUGGGUCGCCUUCUCCGACUUCCCAGAGAUGGUGCAGGGCGCCCGCUGCGCCCUUCGCGGCGUCGACGCUCGCCAGGACCAUUUUCGCGCGCUGGAGGAGCAAAAGGAAGUAGGUGGGUAUUUCAUUAUGCGCGGCGGGGAGCGCAUUCUUCGUGCUCUCCUCAUGCAGCGAUGCAAUGUCCCGAUCAACAUCUACCGCGAGCGGUUUGCGACACAAGGCCCAUUCUUCUCCCCCAAGGCUGUUGUUAUUCGCUGCAAGCGUCCAAGUGGCUUGACCAUUCAGAACUAUUUUUAUUAUGCAACCACCGGUGAGGUCAUGUUCAGCUUUGCACGGAAGGUCGUCUGGCACAUCCCCGUCCCUCUCUUGCUGUUCGCCUUGAAUGCCCGAAACUGCUCGUCAUUGGAGAUGUACAAGCUGCUGACGUUAGGCUUCACCAACGGCAGUGAAUCGCACGCGGCACGUGUUGAGGCACUGUUGCAGCACCACCAUCAGAAGCCCUACGGCUCUCUUGUCCAUUUCCUUGAUUACAUUGUGGUGUUGGGCCGCAUGUACCGGAAUUACCACCAGACAUCGAACACGUUCCACUUUUUGCCGCAGUUUCACUCCAGCUGCCAGGGCCAACACGAUGCUUGGUAUGGUCUUUUUAUGCUGCGACGCCAUGUACUGCCGCAUCUAAACGUUGACACGCCAACGCCAGAUUUGUCACCAUCCGCCACCACAGAAGACUGCACCAAGUGGCUUACCCAGGAGCUUCUCCAAGAACUUGAAAACAAGCUCGAUGUAAUGAUCGCCAUUGUGCGGCAACUUUACGCCUUCGUUGACGGACAAACAGAGCACCAAGGCAAUGAUGUGCCUGCCUACCAAGAAAUAUUCACCGUUUCACAAGUUCUCAUGGGUGGCUUUGAGGUCUGUUUGAAUAAAUACAUGAAGGGCUUCGCCUACCGCAUGGGAAGCCACAUUCCAGCUCACCUUUUUCACUCCAUCAUGAAAAUAACCGAAAUGUCAGCCAAAGAGUCCAGUGAAGUCGUCAGCCAGGUGCGGCAGUAUGCGGAGUACAGCGAACGACGGAGUUUAAGCGACCCUCUGGAUGCGCUGCACCGUUUGCUCAUCACAGGCAAUCUUACUCUAGACCGUGAGGAGGACUUCUACUGUCCUCAAACCUCCGGCUGGGUGGUGAUGGCCGAGCACUUGAACUUCUACCGCUUUUUUGAGCAGUUACGGUGCCUCCACCGUGGUAAGACCAUUGCGGAGAUGCGGUCUAGCGAAGUGCGCAGGUAUCCUUGCGAAGCCUACGGUUUUAUCUGCAUGGUUCACAGCCCUGACGGAGAAGACUGUGGCGUAUUAAACCAUUUGAGCGUAAGCACAAUAAUGUCCGAUUCGCUUCCAUCCGGGUCUCGGGAGGAAGCAGAGCUACUGUCGUGGAUCAAGGAGGAAAUUCAGGGUCUACGCAAUAAUGCCUCAUUCGCCUCUCUUGUGGACCAGUUGGUGGGCACUGUCCCUGUCUGGCUUGAGGGGAAACUGCUGGGGUACCUUUCGCCGAGUGAAGCCCAACGUGCAGGCGACGCACUGCUCCAGAAGAAGGCACUAGUGAACCGUAAAGCUUUUGAGGCGAAUGGUCUCGUACGACGCCACAACGUGAGUAUCUUUAACACCAUUGAGGUUGUCAAUGUACCACCGGGCAGCAAAGAUCCCCAGGGACUGUAUAUCUUCUAUGACAAUGGCAGGCUCAUGCGUCCUGUGCAACAAAUUGAGUCUAAUGCCCGUGACAAGGAUCUUCCGUUUCCGUUGGUUUUUGUUGGGGCAUGGGAGCAGACUUGGCUUGACAUCGCCAGCGUCCCUUCUGAUCUACUUGAUGGUGUCACACAACUGAACCGUAAAUACAAAUAUAUGGAGCAAAACGGCAGCAACAUCCUCAGUUUGACGUCCACAACGAUUCCUUUUUUUGAGCACAACUGCUCUCCGCGAAACCUCUUCCAGUGUGGGUUGUCUAAGCAGUCCGCUGGUACGCAAUUGCAGGCACUGGCGUGGCGCAAGGAAGCGAAACUGUUCCGCAUGUAUUGCCCACAGCGCUACAUCAGCCGCACACUUCCAAUGGACUAUUACGGCCUGGAUGAUGUGAAUUUGGGUGUCAAUGCCGUUGUUGCGAUCCUGGCUUACACGGGAUACGACCUGGACGAUGCGGUGAUCCUAAACAGCACCGCCUCGCAGUUUGGCAUGCUUACAGCGGGCAUCACAGUGGCCAAGGUCAUAACGGCCAGUGGAAAGGGUGACAAGGACGAUGUGUUUGUCUUCCAGAACCUGCUGUCGAACGGGCAACCUUUCACACCAGAGUUAGAUGCCCAUGGACUUCCACAAAGGCGUGCGGCUCCAGGUACAACAGAGUUCUUGUCGUUUGACUCGGAUCACAAGUACCCUGCCCUGCGCGACAACAGCGCAGUGUACUGCUGUGCCAAGCGGUACGAGCGUGUCGACCCGCUCACCAACAAGAAAGUCUACGAGUACGCGAGGCACCACGUGACUAAGUGGCGACACUUUGAUAAGGGAGAAAACGCCUGGGUCCACAGCGUUGUUCCACUUACAUAUGACGGACCAGACCCAACAAACGUGCUUGUCGUGUUUCGCAUUCCACGACCGCCAGCGGUUGGCGAUAAAUUCUCGUCGCGUCACGGACAGAAGGGAACUCUGCCACUGCACAUUCGCGCCCACGACUUACCAUUCACCACGCGCAAUGGCAUCACGCCUGAUGUCAUCAUCAACCCGCAUGCCUUUCCCUCCCGCAUGACGGUUGGCAUGGUCCUGGAGAUGAUGGGCGCAAAGGUGGGAGCUAUCCAAGGUCGUUUCUGCGACCACAGUGCUUGGAGUGUAGUGGGCGAGGAGCCGCGCUUUGCGGAAAUGAUCGGGGACGCGCUCCAUAGUGCCGGCUACAACCGAUACGGUCGCGAGACGCUUAUUGACGGCAUCAGCGGAGAGGAGAUGGAGGCCGAUGUUUUUAUGGGCAUCUCGGGCUAUCAGCGGUUGCGGCACAUGGUAAAUGACAAGUGGCAGGCGCGCGCACGCACCGACGCACACACGCACCGCGCAGUGACGAAGACGGGGCAACCGGUGAAGGGUCGCAAGCGCCAUGGCGGUGUGCGGGUGGGCGAGAUGGAGCGUGACGGUUUGCUCUCGCACGGCAUUGCCGAGGUGGUGCUGGAUCGUCUGUUACACGUCUCGGACAAAACGAAGGCGCUUAUAUGCGUGGAGUGCGGCUCGCUGCUGUCUAUUUACGAGCGGCAUGCGACGGAGUACGCGACAUGGAAAACGUGUAAGUUCUGCGGCGCGGGGUCGCAGGAAGCGACCGACACGAUUGCCUUCGUGGAGAUCCCGCAGGUGCUGCGGCUAUGGGCUGCGGAGCUCACCAGCAUCGGCAUUCGAGUCGUACUUAAGACAAGUGAUGGUACGUCGUAA